Molecule: messenger RNA, 1971 nt
Organism: Capronia epimyces CBS 606.96
Lineage: Eukaryota; Fungi; Ascomycota; Eurotiomycetes; Chaetothyriales; Herpotrichiellaceae
Exons: 1
Coding region: 1-1971 (656 amino acids)
Molecular function (GO): protein binding
Source: RefSeq, a predicted model, not a curated record
AUGGCAAGACUCCUGCUGGACUUCGGUGCCCAUGCAGAUGGUCCCCUUCGUGACGAGUAUUCCGGGAUCUUAUCUGACUACAAAUUUGGCGAACAACUUCGGUCACCGCUCUUUCUCGCUGCUGAAACGGGCAAUGAGAGGCUGGUGCGAUUGCUUCUUGAAAACGGCGCAGAUCCAAACAUAUCGGCAUUGGACCUCUUGGAAAAAAACCAUACUACUCACGCCGACAGUGGGGGUUACAUCUGCAGGCCCCUCUCAGUACCGCAGAUUCUGAAAUGGUACAAUUUUCAUUACGACGACAGUGCUGUUAGGCCCUUAACUGUUAUUCCCUUACAAGCAGCUUCAGGACUUGAAGAUGCCACUUUAGCCAAUUUGCUGCUGCAACACGGUGGAACAAUCAACCCUCGCCAUGGGACCUCGCCGUUGGCCAUUGCUGCCUUCCACUCUCGGUCUGAAACUGUCCGGUUGUUACUGGAUUGUGGGGCUGAUGUAAACGCCGUGUCCGGGUAUUGCUGGGGGUUCUCUGCGCUUGAAGGUGCUGUCCAUGCGCAGAAUAUCCAUAUCAUCACACUGUUGCUGGAGGCUGGCGCAGACAUCAACCAGUGCUCGCCUCGCCAGGGAGGAAGGACACCACUCCAACUGGCCGCCGAGAUGGGCAACCGCAGCGUCAUUCAGCAUUUGCUGGAUAGGGGUGCGAACCUAGUUGCCGACCUUGCUGUUGACGGGGGAAUUUCUGCACUGCAAGGGUUCGUUGAACAUCAUGACCUCGAAAAUGUCGGCAGAGCUCUCGCCGCAGGAGUAGACCCGAACAUGUGUUCACAGCAUGCGAGGUCGCCCUUGACAGCUGCAGUGGCGCAUGGCUAUACCGACUUGACCCAACUGCUCAUCCAGAGUGGUGCAGAUGUGGAAACGCCAGCCAGUGUCAGUAUUGACGCUCUAGAUCCAAGAAAUCGACGGCGUGGGCGUAGACUUCAGCUACGCCCGCUUGCAUGGGCGGCCGCUACAGGAGACAUGAAAAGCCUGAAACUUGUGUGCGAGGCGGGUGCCGAUAUCAAUGCUGAAUGGGAAGGCCAUACAGCGUUGACAGUGGCAGCGGCAGCCGGACACGCACAUGUCAUAGAGUACCUUCUUGAGCAUGGAGACGCCAGAACGUUGGACUCUAUAUGGGAGGCGCUUAGGACUUCGAUCUCUGAGAACCAUGUCACGGCAACAAGACAGCUACUGCGACACGCAGUAAACCGAAACUUGAACUUUACAGCCGCUCAAGGCUCGAAACUUCUUGAGAAAGCUUGCUUUAGGGGUCACUUGGGGAUGUUGGAGCUUGUUCUGACUGAAGGUGCACAUAUGAGCGUGGACGUGAAUGAUGCUCAGGCGCUGGGUUGGCUCUGUGGCUAUAAGUGGACAGGAAAUGCGUGGAGAGAAGCAAUAUCGUUGUUACUGCAUCAUGGCAGACGCGUCAACUGUCGCGCUGCGACCACAGACACAGCCCUCCAACAAGCUGUCAUGAAGGGAGAUUACGAGAUGGCAACGAGGCUUCUGCAGUUGGGUGCAGAUGUUAACGCACCACCAUCCACAAGGCCGUAUGGACGAACUGCGCUUCAGGCAGCCGCUGAACAAGGAAAUGUGCAUCUAGUGCAGGAGCUUUUGUCCGCAGGCGCAAAUGUCAACGCACCUGCAGGCCCCAGGUGUGGCGUGACUACCCUACAGGCGUCUUGUAUUAGUGGCCACCUGAGGAUCACGCAAAUAUUGCUGGAACACGGCGCCGACACCGAUGCGGAACCUAGUCCAAAUUAUGGGCUACGUGCGAUCAACGGUGCAGCUGCAAUGGGGAGACUCGAGACAGUCAAGUUACUGCUGGACAACUACGACGGGCCUCGGCCGAAGAGGGAUCUUUGCAGGAGUGCUUUGAAGGACGCGAGAAUAUGCGACCAGUGGCAUGUUGUCGAACUUCUCGAGGGAUACCAAGGUUAA